CCCCCAUCCCCACUGCCCAGCAACAACCCCGAACUCCUCAGAGUCAUCGCGAGAGAUCUCUCCCUGCUUCUUCCAUGGAGAAGGCGAUCGACCGGCAGCGCGUGCUCCUCGCGCACCUCCUCCCCUCCGCAUCCAGCCAGGCCCAGCUAUCCGCGUCGGCGUGCGCGGCCGGGGACAGCGCCGCCUACCAGCGGAGCUCCUGCUUCGGGGACGACGUCGUCAUCGUCGCUGCCUACCGGACGCCGAUAUGCAAGGCCAAGCGAGGGGGCUUCAAGGACACCUACCCGGAGGACCUUCUUACCCCAGUUCUCAAGGCUGUUCUGGACAAAACUGGAAUCAACCCAGCUCAAAUCGGCGAUGUUGUGGUCGGGACGGUGCUAGGCCCAGGUUCUCAGCGUGCGAUUGAGUGCAGGACUGCAUCUCUGUUGGCCGGAAUUCCUGAGACCGUUCCUGUGAGAACUGUGAACCGCCAAUGCUCAUCGGGGCUACAGGCAGUAGCAGAUGUUGCUGCUGCUAUAAAAGCUGGUUUCUAUGACAUCGGGAUUGGUGCAGGUCUUGAAUCCAUGUCAGUGAACUCCGUUGGUUGGGAAGGCCAAGUAAACCCAAGAGUCAUUGAACUACAGAAAGCACAGGAUUGUCUUCUACCCAUGGGAAUAACAUCUGAAAAUGUUGCUCAGCGAUACGGUGUAACCAGAGAAGAGCAAGAUAAGGCUGCUGUUGAGUCUCAUGCGAGAGCUGCUGCAGCCACGGCUUCUGGAAAGUUCAAGGAUGAGAUUAUUCCAGUGCAUACAAAGCUUAUUGACCCCAAAACUGGAGAGGAAAAGAAAGUUGUGAUAUCAGUUGAUGAUGGGAUUAGGCCAGGGACCACGCUAUCUGGAUUGGCCAAGCUUAAGACAGUUUUUAAGAAGGAUGGGACUACAACUGCAGGUAAUUCUAGCCAAGUGAGUGAUGGUGCUGGAGCUGUUCUUCUCAUGAAGAGGUCUGUAGCGGUGAGCAAGGGGCUCCCUAUACUUGGCGUUUUCAGGAGUUUCGCUGCUGUUGGAGUGGAUCCAGCUGUUAUGGGCGUCGGUCCUGCGGUCGCCAUACCUGCUGCAGUGAAGUCUGCUGGCCUUGACAUUGACGACAUUGAUCUCUUUGAAUUGAAUGAGGCCUUUGCCUCCCAAUUUGUCUACUGCUGCAACAAGCUGGGCCUCGACCGGUCAAAGGUGAACGUGAAUGGAGGCGCCAUCGCUAUGGGGCAUCCUCUUGGCGCAACAGGUGCCCGGUGCAUCUCGACCCUUCUGAACGAAAUGAAGCGCCGGGGCAGGGACUGCAGAUUCGGCGUUGUGACCAUGUGCAUCGGGUCCGGCAUGGGCGCGGCGGCCGUGUUCGAGCGGGGCGACUCGGUGGACGAGCUCUCCAACGUGCGCCACAUCCAGUCGCACAACUUCCUGUCCAAGGAUGCUGCAAAGUAGAGGCGUCAAACCAAACCAAAUCGAUCAUCCUCACAAGCAGCAAAGAAAGACCCACAGCAGAAGAAUAAUUUUUACAGACAAGAAGAAGUUUGAAGAAAUGUAAUUUCGUGGGGGAUAAAAAGGGAUGUAUUAUCAGUAACAUAAAUCUUUCGUGCACGCUUGCUCUGAAUAAAAGAUGAUUUUUUUUCUA
Molecule: messenger RNA, 1644 nt
Organism: Triticum urartu
Lineage: Eukaryota; Viridiplantae; Streptophyta; Magnoliopsida; Poales; Poaceae
Product: 3-ketoacyl-CoA thiolase 2, peroxisomal
Biological process (GO): phenylacetate catabolic process; fatty acid beta-oxidation
Cellular component (GO): peroxisome
Molecular function (GO): acetyl-CoA C-acyltransferase activity
Source: RefSeq, a predicted model, not a curated record